AGGCAGGGGAGCAGCAGCAGCCUAGCCGCCGCCGCCGCCAGUGUUGACAAGACAAGAGCAGCAUCAUCAUGGUGGUGUCUGACGCUGGCAACUGGUGCCUCAUCGAGAGUGACCCCGGGGUCUUCACCGACCUCAUACACAAGUUUGGGGUUAAAGGUGUUCAAGUGGAAGAAAUCUGGAGCUUAGAUGAUGAUUCCUUCAUAAAUCUUAAGCCUGUGCAUGGUCUCAUUUUCUUGUUCAAAUGGCAGCAAGAGGAACAGCCGUCUGGUACAGUGGUGCAGGAUAAUCGGCUGGAUAAGAUAUUCUUCGCAAAACAGAUGAUAAACAAUGCUUGUGCCACCCAAGCAAUCCUAUCGAUAUUGCUUAACACAAAACACGUGGACCUACAGCUUGGAUCUACUCUUUCUGAGUUUAAGGAGUUUACACAGACAUUUGAUGCUCACAUGAAGGGGUUAGCACUCUCCAAUUCAGAUACCAUUCGCAACGUCCACAACUCAUUUGCCAGGCAGACUCUCUUCGAGUUUGACAAGCAACAACCUUCAGAAGAUGACGAUGUGUUCCACUUUGUGGGUUAUAUUCCCAUCGAAGGCCGUCUGUAUGAACUGGAUGGCCUCAAGGAUGGUCCAAUAGAUUUGGGACCCAUAUCUCCUGGUACAGAUUGGCUCACAGUCGUACAGCCAGUUAUUCAGCGAAGAAUUCAAAAAUACAGUGAAGGUGAAAUUCACUUUAACCUUAUGGCUCUUGUCAGCGAUCGUAAAAUGGUUAUUGAGAGGAAUAUUACACAGUUGCAGAGAGAAAUUGAGGAGAGUGAAAUGGACACAUCCAUUCAAGAGGAGGAAUUGGCACGUCUACGAGCAACAUUGGAGUCUGAGGAAAACAAGCGAGCUCGUUGGCAAGUUGAGAAUAUUCGCCGUAAACACAAUUACCUUCCACUCAUUGUCAACAUGAUGAAGAUUCUGGCAGAGGAAGGAAAGUUAUUGCCAAUCUAUCAGAAUGCUCGGGAAAAGGCACGAGCACGCCAUGAGAAAUCUAAAGAAAAGUCCAAAGAAAAGAGCAGUGCUUGACAGGGAACAACACAAACUAUAAAAGUUACAAACUGGAAACAAACUUUGGUGCAGUUGGUAAUUAUCAAGAAGGAAGUAUCGGUGUUGAGUACCAAUCUAUACAAUCCGUCGAGUGUUGAGCGUUGGAAACUGGAAUGGUCACGUUUGUGCUGAAAAAAAAACUUUUUUGCAAAGGUAUCUUACUAAAAUUUAUAUCAAAUGCUUAUAGAUUUUAAUCUUUAAGGAUUGUUAGUUAUUUGCAUUAAAAAGCAGUGUUAGAUGUUAAAAUCUAAAAGAUGUUUGGAGUUAAUUGUAUGUUUUUGACAUCUGUAAUUGGCAGCUUAAAUUGUUAUGGAAUUUUGAGCAAUUUAGGUGGGUUUUAUUCGCUUCCUUUUUAAACAUACGAAUGUAUGAUAUUUUACAAAUAUAUUUUGAUCUUGCUGCAUACAAUGUGUACCAUUUCCUCAAUAAAGUCUUAUGAUGUGGCAAGUGUACCAAAUUUGUGUUAUUUAUUAUUACAUUUGUGCAUAGCAAUAUUGUAUUAUUCUAUCCAGAAAAAUUGUCUGUGGUGUUUUUGCAUUUAAUGGCACAUACGAGACUAAUGAAAGAAUCUCGACUGUUGUCUAGGUAUACAGCACAGUAUUUUAAUGUUAUUCAGCCCCAAUUAAGUAUUUCCCACGUUAAUUUUUCUGUUUGUAUCUGAUUCCUUGUUUACUUCAGAACUUCUCUCCAAAGAAGAAGUCUUUAGAUUUUGCUCAUUUUACUUGAUUUUUCAUGAAAUCACUGACCAUCUGUUACCCUACCAGUUUGGGAUCUUAAAAGUUAACAUUGUGUGAACAGGGAUUUUUAAUAAUUUCUGCAAUCUUACCAUACAUUGUAUCAAACCAAAAUUCAGCAUGUCUUUCAAUUAAUUUAUAAGGAAAUUACAAAUAAAACAAUAAUAUUGUCUGUAAAACCAAGUGAUUAUUUUGUAGAAUCUAUUUCAAUGCCAAAUCAUCUGCUCCCGGAGUCAUCAUAUCUUGAAGAAAAUCCACAAUACAUUUAUUAGGUCUUGCUUUAAUUCAUCAUUAUUGGCUUCACAAGAAACCUCUUAACAGUGUUCUUUUACAUUUCCUGGUGUGGGAUAAUUGUAACUGCAGCAUUGUAUACAUCAAAGAGAUGUAGCCACAUUCCUCUGUUUAUUUGAAUAUGCAUGAGAUGCAAUGCAGAACUUGUACUUUAGCUACAUGGUCAGACUGACAACACCUCUUGCUCCAGGACACCAGCGGCUUGUGUCGAGGCCCAGUGCUGUGGUGCAGCUCCUUAAUGUUAUCCAUAUUGAUAUUUAAUAAAUAAACUGCAAAAUUCUC
Messenger RNA from Procambarus clarkii (red swamp crayfish), 2392 nucleotides. RefSeq names its product ubiquitin carboxy-terminal hydrolase L5 (gene Uch-L5). Gene Ontology annotation, biological process: ubiquitin-dependent protein catabolic process; protein deubiquitination. Gene Ontology annotation, cellular component: cytoplasm. Gene Ontology annotation, molecular function: cysteine-type deubiquitinase activity. NCBI's taxonomy places the organism in Eukaryota, Metazoa, Arthropoda, Malacostraca, Decapoda, Cambaridae. The record is from RefSeq and is a predicted model, not a curated record.